GCGUUGCGUUUGCGUGGUGUUUUUGUGGACGACGGCGUCGUCGUCGCCAGCCAGCCUCGUCCACCUCCUCCUUGUGGCUCUCGUCUUCCUCCCCCCGCGUUGCCCUCGGAAAAAAUCCAUCCUUUCUGCUCCGGAAAUUUAGUCCCCUCCUAUUUAUGACCCGCCCAUCUCUCCCGCGGAGGCGGCCCUGAAAAUCCCCCCCUUGCUCCCCUGAAUCGGCUUCUUGGUUGCCCCGUCGAUUUCCUCUUCCCUCUCCCGCCUUCUUGAUCCGAAGGUGCGUGUGUUUUCUGGGCAGUUUCCGGCAUCAGAUUGUCAAUUGGAUCCAUUUCGAUCCGUCCGGUCGUCGCCGGUCCGUUCUUGAUCCCAGGGGCGGGCUCCCUGAUUGGUUUCCGUAUGACCCUGGAGCAUUCUCGCGCGAGACCAAGAUGCUCUACUUGAAGCAGCCCAAGAGGAGCUAGCUGAACCACGCGGAGUCUCCGUUUGUUUGUUCUGAAUUUCUCAGGCUCGGAUUCACUCUGGCCCUCUUGUCUGCCCGCGUGUUGAUCUGAAUUUCUGAUCCGAUGGAGGCCAUGAGAGGUGGCAAAUUUCUUCAGAAGUUCAGGCUCUACGAAACCAGAUCGAAAUUUUAUCUUGUCGGAAGAGACAAGAGCAGGACUCUUUGGAGGGUGCUAAAGAUUGACCGGUUGGAGUCUACUGAUUUGGGUAUCCAGGAGGAUCCUACUAGUUACACUGAGAAUGAAUGCCAAGAACUACUAUGGCGGAUUCAUGAGGGAAAUAGAUUGACCGGCGGGCUGAAAUUUGUCACAAAAUGCUACGGAAUAAUUGGUUUUAUGAAGUUUCUUGGUCCUUACUACAUGGUUAUAAUUACCAGGAGAAGAAAAGUUGGCACAAUCUGUGGCCAUGAUAUUUAUUCAAUUGGCAAGAGCGAAAUGAUCGCAAUUCCGUGUCCUAUAGUCUGCCCCAAUGUGGCUAAUUCUAGGGAUGAGAACAGAUAUAAACGACUCCUUUGCUCGGUUGAUCUUACGAAGGACUUCUUCUUCAGCUACUCGUACAACAUCAUGCGCAGUCUUCAGAAGAACAUAAAUGACAAAAAUACUGGACAUGUUGUUUAUGAAACAAUGUUUGUAUGGAAUGAAUUUUUGACACGAGCAAUGCGGAACCAUCUCAAGAAUACCGAUUGGACCGUGGCCUUGGUCCAUGGAUUUUUUAAACAGUCGAAGCUGUCAGUAUCUGGGAAGGAUUUCUGGUUGACACUUAUAGCGAGACGCUCGCGUCAUUUUGCUGGAACCAGAUUCAUGAAACGAGGUGUUAAUGAAAAGGGUAGGGUUGCCAAUGAUGUUGAGACUGAACAGAUUGUUUUUGAAGACACACCUGAUGACAUCCCAAGUCAAAUAACUUCUGUUGUACAACAUAGAGGAUCAAUACCUCUUGUCUGGUUUCAGGAAACUUCAAGACUUAAUAUUAGGCCAGAAAUCACAUUAAAAUCAGAUGUGGAUUACAAGGCCACCCGCCUUCAUUUUGAAAACCUUGUUCUUAGAUAUGGGAACCCUAUAGUCAUCUUAAACUUAAUCAAGACUCGUGAGAAGAAGCCUCGUGAAUCUUUGCUCCGUGCAGAAUUUGCAAAGGCUAUCCAUUAUAUAAAUAAGGGGUUACCGGAUGACAAACGUCUCAAGUUUUUACACAUGGAUCUGAGUAAGCUUUCUCGAAGGAAAGGCACCAAUGUGCUUGGACUGUUAAACAAGGUAGCUUCAGAUGUGUUGGAACUAACGGACCUCCUCCAUUGCGAGAUAACUAUAUCAUCAAAACCUUUGGAUGCUUCAAGUGGACAAGGGUCAUGUGACAUCAAAAUCAAUGAUGAUUUCUGCGCAGCUACGAUGGUACCUCUUUUGCUACAGAAGGGUGUCCUCAGGACAAACUGCAUAGACUGCUUAGACCGCACAAAUGUCGCACAGUUUGCAUACGGAUUAGCUGCUUUAGGGCGUCAACUUCAUGUGUUGAAGCUCACUGAAGAACCUAAAAUUGAUCUGCAUGAUCCUUUGGCCGAUGAUCUGAUGGAUUUCUAUGAAAGGAUGGGUGAUACAUUAGCCAUCCAGUACGGUGGUUCUGCUGCUCACAACAAGAUCUUCUGUGAGCAAAGAGGGCAGUGGAAGGCAGCAACCCAAUCCCAGGAGUUCCUUCGAACCCUUCAGCGUUACUACAAUAAUGCUUACACAGACCCUGAGAAGCAGGAUGCUAUAAAUGUAUUCUUGGGCCAUUUCCAGCCUCAACAAGGCAAACCUCCUCUGUGGAAGUUGGACUCAGAUCAGCAUUACAAUAUCGGCCGGCAAGGAACUUUAAGUGAAGAAACUGGAAGCAGAUUCAUAAAGAGGUCGCUCUCGGAUGGAAAUAUUCUAUGUGAAAACAGCGCACCCGUAUCUGACCGUAAUGUCGGCGAAAACAACACCGCGUCAGAAUUACUCCCCUCGCAACAGCUGGAUGAUAUUAGAGAGCCUACUGAUUCUGCACCAGAGAUCUAUAUGUGUGAAACAAACCCAUGCCCCAGUACAAAAUAUAGCACGAUGCCUGGAAGACACUCCAUUUCGGAGGAACGACAGAGUUACUUAAAAAGAUUAGGUUAUCCGGAGUUGCAUUCUUCAAAUUUUCUCGAUCUUGAUUUGUUAUCGUCUUCAGGAAAUUCUUGUGAUGAAGAAGCUUUUGAGAGGAAGGUUCUUCAAACUAUCAUGUACAGGUCAUCGAUCAUACAUUCACCUUUGGAUGGUAUCAGUGUUGGAUCUACUACUACUUACAGUGAGCCAGGACACAAUGAUGAGGGAAGGGAUGACACCGACCUGUCGCGCUCAAGCAGCCAGCUCUCAGACUCACGCGACUAUUCUGACCGCUUUGCUCAGUGGGUGGCUAAUGGAGGCAUGCUUUGCUACUAAGUGCUAAAGAAUUUGUCCUGGUGGCAUCUCCAUAUAAUUUUCGCCGCAGCACGAAAGCUCCACAGCUAGAACAAAGGUAAAAAAGCUCAAGAAGAAGCUGCAGCCUGUGUGCACGGUGCUGGCAUUUCGUCGAGGCUGAACCAACAGAAGAAGAAUCGGCGCGAUUCGCUCGGUGGAUCGAAGCUCUAACGCGGUGACUCAGUUGAGGAAUGAAUGCAGAUGAUGAUGGCGUGUGGUUUGGUUUGGUUUGGACAGGACUGGAGAGCUAUGGUGAAGAAUUGACCGUAGUGAAGGGAAGGCAAUGAAUGAUAGGCAAAGGCAAACAUAUCUAUCUGAUUCUUUUCAAGGGUUAGCUUAGCUAGACAGCUAUGUUUUUUGUUCGCCUUUAGAGAAAAAUACAAAAAAAAGGAAAAUGAUAAAAAAAGACUUCUCUUGUAAAUAUAUAUGGUACAGAUAUACAUGCUGAUCACAUAUGUUUGGGCGGUGGUUUACGUGUAUAUGUUUGUAACACAGGAUCUCACAGAAAACAGGUUCGGAAGAAAAUUUCUGUGCUUCAA
Messenger RNA from Aegilops tauschii subsp. strangulata, 3478 nucleotides. Its product is annotated as phosphoinositide phosphatase SAC2. Gene Ontology annotation, cellular component: intracellular membrane-bounded organelle. NCBI's taxonomy places the organism in Eukaryota, Viridiplantae, Streptophyta, Magnoliopsida, Poales, Poaceae. The record is from RefSeq and is a predicted model, not a curated record. Gene Ontology annotation, biological process: phosphatidylinositol dephosphorylation. Gene Ontology annotation, molecular function: phosphatidylinositol-3,5-bisphosphate 5-phosphatase activity.